Drosophila mauritiana is the source of this 1777-nucleotide messenger RNA. RefSeq lists its product as uncharacterized. Bases 65 to 1585 code for a protein of 506 amino acids. The record is from RefSeq and is a predicted model, not a curated record. The transcript is spliced from 3 exons. Lineage: Eukaryota; Metazoa; Arthropoda; Insecta; Diptera; Drosophilidae.
AUAGCCGAGCCCCGGGUAAACAGCGCACAUUGGGGCAAAAUACAGAUUUAUAGAAGAAUUCAAAAUGACGACGGAGCAGAAGAUGGAGUCGGAGGGCAGCAGGAGCGAAGACAUUGGGCGCACUAAGACCGGGCCCAACUUGAGUGAGGAGUCUCUCGGGAGCAGCACCUCAUCGUCGGUACUCAACUCGUGGACCAUUCUGCCAGUGGUUAAGGAGAAGGAUGACGGACUGGAGGCGAAGACCGAAGUGUUGACGGAUUUAAGGCCGAGCAGUCGGGCGGAUAAGCAGAAAAACGAGAGCAGAUGCAACAGGCCUGCAGCCGAGGAUCCUCAGGCAGAUGAUAUUUCUGAUGGCAUUUCGAUAAUCAGCGAUUGCGAGAGUACGGAUCGCAUAUCACCGAAUCUAUUUCUGCGCGAACCCCUAUUGGGUGACUUGGGUUUCGGUGAUUUACCAACUAGUCCCGUGGAACUGAUUGCCCCAAUUAGCACUGACCAGCAGCUAUCGGAGUAUCCUGAGCGGGAGCCGGAGCAGCAACAGCCUGAGUCCAAGAGCGUAGUGCGCUCCAAAUUAGAUCUGCAGUUGCCCCCGCUGGUGCAAAAUGGCCUGACCGCCUUCUUCUAUGUGGCCUCCACUUUGGCCAUUCUAGCCUUUGUCGGCAAACUACGCAAUCCGGAAUGGCAGGUGCUCGGUGAGGAGAAGCCCCUGAUCGAACUGGAGCGCCGAGUGGGGGAGCUAGAGCUACAAAACAAUCUACUGCGCGCCGAGAUCGAUAUCAUGUCCAAGAAACUGCAAUAUCUCGCAUCUGGACAGGAUGCAACGAUGCAGCGACAGGGAGCUGGUCGUGCCAAGGGCAAGACCUUCAAGGCCUGGCCAGGAAAUGGUGAUUCGGUUCAGCCCGUGGAUAUCACCAAGGCCGAUUUGAAGCAACCGUUUCAGUGCGACAAUGGUCAGUUCGUUGAGAUCGCUGGCAUGUGCCUGGAGAACAAGCAGCAUCUGGAUUCUCUAACAGAUGAGAUUGGAAAUGCCGUCAACGAUGUGCUACAGCAGUCUGGAGCCUUUCACAAGUUUGAAAAGGUCACCGAGAAGCUGGGCAACUUUGCUGGUGCCGAGGAUACCGAAAACGUUGAUCCCAAAGGUUUUCACUCGAAAAGAAAUGAUGGUCCACAAACCGUGACUUCCCAUGGCCAGUCAUCGAAGCUGGCGGAUGGUUCGAAAGAGCGUUACAGGCCAAAGUAUAAGCAAGAGUACAACUCCAACGAAAGAAAGCAGCGGCGACGGAAUGAAGAUCACGAUCGCCGCAGCCGUACAGAUGAUCACUCACGGGAGCAUGGUAAAACUAAAUGCUCCGAUCAGUCCUCCAAUAAACGAGGGUGUUACAAUAAGAAAUCCAACGAGGAGCACUCCAACGAGAACAGCAAAGAACGCUAUCCUAAUAACGAUAGCGGUAGUGGCGAGUGGCAUGAACGAAUGAUGCUACAGCGAGAAAACACUCGCCACAAACAUCAGAAGCGGAACAAUAAGAACUGGUUCAUCAAGCGAGGCGAAAGUCGCGAACAGAUGCGUUCUGGAGAGACCCAAAGCUAAAUGGAUUCCCCCCAAUCUUAUAUAUAAUCUACGCAUCAAGACGAUGACCUCUAUCUUCAUCCCGUAGGGAAGAAAGGAUCGAAAUUUCGCAACAGAGGUCACAUAUACAUAUAUACUUUAAUCCCAAGAUAUACUUAAGGACAAAGUGUGCUAGUAAAGCGCACACCGAAUUUGCGCUGGUUCCUAACUAUA